Messenger RNA from Symbiodinium pilosum, 1518 nucleotides. Lineage: Eukaryota; Dinophyceae; Suessiales; Symbiodiniaceae. The record is from the annotation of a GenBank genome assembly.
AUGUUUACGCUGGGCCUUUUUUGGUGCCGGGUGGUUUUGACCUCCACUGACAAGGUUCCUGCAAUAUGGAUCCUGGAGGACAUCGGGGACCGCAGCGGGCAGGCUGCCGGUUUUGCGUAUGUGCGCCUCAACACCGUCCUGCGGCUGGCCAAGAGUGCAAGAUCCAAUGCCACAGCGUCUGAGCAUGACAUGGUCAUGGUGUUCAGUGCAUGCCGGACCAGCUUAGGCUUCAACCACACUUUGCGCGCGUGCGCUGCUUUGAACCUCGCCGCCAUGAAGUUCUGCCCUCCGACUGCGAAAGCGGCGAAGAGCGUGCCGCCUGCGAAGCCGCCGCCGCCGAAGACACUGAUUGUCAGCAAAGCGAGCAGGUCACGUCCAGCGCUUGCAGCGGUCAUGUUCUGGUCCAGUGUUACCGGCAUGCUGAAGCUGCAACUUGUGAGCACCAUGCAGGCAUCAAGGGAAAAGCUAGAGAAGGAUCUGCUGGAGGCACGGAAGACGGAAGACCUGCUACAAAGAGAUCUUGCAGAGGCGAGAAGCGCCGAAGACCUGAUUAGAGAGCAGCUGGAAACAGCUGAACAAAAGAUCGCAGAGCUCCGCGGACAAAGCGAGAAAGCAGAGGCCGCCUUGCAGUCUGCGCGCGGCGAGAAUGAAACUGCAUACGAGCAGGCACGCGCAAAGCAAGACGAACUUGUUCAGGACCUGGAGCAGAUGAAGUUGGAGUUAGCUUCGGCCAAGACGGAGAUCGCAGAGGAAAAGCAGCAAGCCUUGAAGAUCGUCGUGAAGGCACGCGCAAAGCAAGAAGAACUUGUUCAGGACCUGGAGCAGAUGAAGUUGGAGUUAGCUACGGCCAAGACGGAGAUCGCAGUGCUGAAGCAGAACAACGCUAAAUGCGAUCAGGAAAAGCAGCAAGCCCUGGAGAUCGUGGACAAGGCACGCGCGAAGCAAGAAGAACUUGUUCAGGACCUGGACCGGAUAAACAAGGAGUUAGCUACAGCCGAGACGGAGAUCGCAGAGCUGAAGCAGAACAAAGCUAAGUGCCAGCAGGAAAAGCAGCAAGCCUUGAAGAUCGUCGUGAAGGAAGAGCAGAAGUCCCUGGAGAAAGUCCGGGCGGCCUUUGCAGCGAUCAAGGCUCAAAUGACGACAGAGCCCGGCUCGCCUGCAGCCCAGCCCGAGUCGCCUGCAGCCGAGCUCAGCCAGGACGAAUAUGUCCCCACGCAGGUGCCCUCGGAGUGCUCUUCCGGAGGUGAAGAUGACAAAGAGAAGGAAAACGAGAAGGCGAAAGACAAGGUGAAGGAAAGGGAAAAGGAGAAAGACAAGGAAAGAUACAAGGUCAAGGCCAAAAAGGCUGAGGAUCCCACAGCAAGAGGAGCCUCCAAAGCAAAGAAGCGAAAACACGGCUCAGACAGUGAGGAGGACAAGGAGGGGGAUUCGUCUGCCAGCAAAAAGCCUUCCAAGAAGAAGGCAGACUCAUCAGAUGGGCGGCAGGAGAGCCGCACAAAAGGUCAGAAGCACAAGUGA